This is a messenger RNA of Didymodactylos carnosus, 618 nucleotides long. The record is from the annotation of a GenBank genome assembly. Lineage: Eukaryota; Metazoa; Rotifera; Eurotatoria; Philodinida; Philodinidae.
AUGAUUGUUAUUAAAGGCUUGGAUUUCGAUAGGAAGAAAAGUGCGAAAUUGGCCAAGUAUGUAAUUGUCGGUGUUGUUUUAUUUAGUAUUCUGUUGUCAUGGCAUGAAAUACUCUACCAUUAUCUGGUUGAUGAUCCAUCACAGGCUCCGGGUCACUAUUGGUGCGUUGCAGAAUACAAAGAAAAAUGGAUCGAAGUCUAUGAACAAACAACAAAUAUAAUCAAUAUGAUUGCACCAUUCUUGAUUAAUUUGGUUACAACAAUUAUCUUGUUGAUCACUGUUGUUCGUCGUAAAGUCACAUCACUAACAAAUGACAAGAAUAAAGAUGCGUUUCAACUAUUGAAAGAACAUUUGUCGUUGUACAAAGCUUUCAUCAUAAGUCCAUUCCUCAUCAUUGUACUUGAACUACCACGUCUUGUUCUGUUAUUUUCUCUUGCUUGUAUUCAAUUUGAAUGGCAAAAGCAUUUGUAUCUAUCAAGUUAUCUUAUCUCACAGUUACCAUUCGUGCUGACAUUGCUCAUAUUUGUGGUGACAAAACGAUCCUAUCGACAAGAACUGAUGAAAUUGUCAAUGAAAAUACAAACAAGAUUUACAUCAAUCGAUGCAACAAGAAUGUAA